AUGGAUUUUGAUUUAGUCAGUCCACUAGAUUUUGAUGAGUUGAAGAAAAAUCAAAAUGCUUGUUUUGAAGUUCCUUUGGGGAAUGACGAGGAUUCUGAAUCAGAACAAACCACAGCAGCAGUUAAGGGGUCAGGCAUUGAUGUGUUUGGCCAAGAUUUUUAUAGAGAUGAUGAUUUGGACCCAGACCUAGCAAAUCCUUACAACUAUGAUGAGAUCGCCGACAAGUGUGAAAAUCUGACGGAGGAUGGUGGCAUAAAGAAGUUGUUGAUCAAGAGAGGCACUGGACCAAUCGUCCCACCCACAUCCAAUGUCACGAUUAUGUACAGUGCUUACACGGAAUACAGUGAUGUACCUUUUGACUUCACAAGGAGGCCCAUGCAUAUGGAUAUUGGUAUGACAACACUUGUUGGAUUUUCGAAAGCCUUGGAAAGCAUGCGCAAGGGUGAAAAAGCCAGUUUCUACAUAGCUCCUCAGUAUGCCUUCGGCAAGUUAGGCUGUCCCAAGAAAAUUCCGCCAAAUGCUACAUGCUUGUACAUAAUCGAGUUGAUUGACUAUCAAGAGGAAGGUGGUGUGGGUGCCUAUUUCGACAUUCCUUCUAUUGAGAGACACGAUGUUGCAUAUGAAGUCAUGUUCAGUGUCGUCAAGAAGAAAAGAAAGGACGCUAAGAUGAGUUUUGAAAGGAAGGACUAUGAGAAAGCCGGGAGAAUGUACGUCAAGUGUAUCUCAGACCUCAGUCAAUAUGAAGGAACUGAUGCUGUAGAGAAUGUGCUGGAAUACAAUCAGAUGCUUGUAAGUUUGAACUGCAAUGCAGCUCUGUGUUGUCUUAAGAUGAAUGAGUACAUUCCAUGCAUCAGAUUUGCCGACGCUGCUCUGAAACUGAAUAAUAAAUUUGCCAAGGCCCUCUUCAUCAAAGGAAAGGCCUUGCACAAGUCUGGAGAUUUUGAAGGUGCUCUGAAAUUGCUUCUGGAGGCCAAGAAGUUGAAUCCGAAAAAUAAAGACAUAAAUGAGGAGCUACAUUAUCUCGAUAGGUAUGUUGAAAAAACAAAAGCUGAAGAGCAGGAAUUGUGUAAAAAAAUUAUGAAAGGCAUGAACGUAAUAGGGUCCAAUACAUCCAAUAUUAAGGACAUCAAAAAAGAAGAUGAUGUACGACUAGCAGACGAUGUGAUGAAAGUAUUUGUAGAGAAACUCAAAAAUCUCCUGGAAUCUGAUGACAUGUCGCGAAAGUUAACUCUAACCUGUGAUACAUUUGAACCGGCAGAAUUGAAUGCCAUGAGCAAACUGGCUAAAUCCAUGAAUCUCAAUGUUCACGGCACUAAUAGAAACAACGAAUUAGAGAAGAUAGUCAUAUCAAAGUUGUGA
Helobdella robusta is the source of this 1359-nucleotide messenger RNA. RefSeq lists its product as hypothetical. The transcript is spliced from 14 exons. The record is from RefSeq and is a predicted model, not a curated record. Gene Ontology annotation, molecular function: peptidyl-prolyl cis-trans isomerase activity; protein binding. Bases 1 to 1359 code for a protein of 452 amino acids. NCBI's taxonomy places the organism in Eukaryota, Metazoa, Annelida, Clitellata, Rhynchobdellida, Glossiphoniidae.